AUGGCUGGGCUGCCGUUGUCCCCUGCGCCCAGCAACUGGUUGGUGGUGGUGCUGCUGCUGAUAUCAGCAGGUGAGAAGGUGCCCGCAACCAAAACAGAGGGCCUCUACCCGGAUUCCUCAGGUAGCCCUUGCUCCCAAAUCUGGCAGAACCCACGUUUUGUAGCCCGGAAACGGGGCUUCACGUUGGAGGUGAAAUGCCACACAAAUGGCACUGGUCUUGUGAAAUGGUUCCGGAAGCGACCGACGGACCAGGAGCCCCAGGAAUUGAUCCAGGAUCACAGCCACAUCCUGCAGACCCAGAACAACACCAUCUUCAUCCUCACCAUCCGAGACAUCCAGUAUGAGGACAAUGGCAUCUACUUCUGCCAGCAGACGUGUUUCGGGUCGCCCCAGGCGAUCCACUGGGGCUGCGGCACUGAGCUGCGGGUCAUGGGUUUCAGCUCCUUGGCCCAGCUGAAGCAGCGGAACACACUCAAAGAUGGUAUCAUCCUGAUCCAGACUCUGCUUAUCAUCCUCUUCAUCAUCGUGCCCAUCUUCCUGCUGCUGGACAAGGAUGACAGCAAGAUUGGGAUGGAAGAAGACCACACCUAUGAGGGCCUGAACAUUGACCAGACAGCCACCUACGAGGACAUAGUGACUCUGCGGACAGGAGAAGUGAAGUGGUCAGUGGGUGAGCACCCGGGCCAGGAGUGA
Molecule: messenger RNA, 693 nt
Organism: Chrysochloris asiatica (Cape golden mole)
Lineage: Eukaryota; Metazoa; Chordata; Mammalia; Afrosoricida; Chrysochloridae
Gene: CD79B
Product: CD79b molecule, immunoglobulin-associated beta
Exons: 6
Coding region: 1-693 (230 amino acids)
Biological process (GO): B cell receptor signaling pathway; B cell differentiation
Cellular component (GO): B cell receptor complex; external side of plasma membrane; membrane
Molecular function (GO): transmembrane signaling receptor activity
Source: RefSeq, a predicted model, not a curated record